Messenger RNA from Ixodes scapularis (black-legged tick), 3735 nucleotides. It is a transcript of the gene BCL7-like, whose product is annotated as B-cell CLL/lymphoma 7 protein family member A. The coding region runs from base 119 to 661 and encodes 180 amino acids. The transcript has 7 exons. NCBI's taxonomy places the organism in Eukaryota, Metazoa, Arthropoda, Arachnida, Ixodida, Ixodidae. The record is from RefSeq and is a predicted model, not a curated record.
CUUUUGGCAACGGCUUUUGGGCUGUUCACUGUGUCUUUGUUGCAGUGAAUCCACGGUGAUCCGACGUCGUCUGAUCCCAGACUCGGCGCUCGUGGUCACUGCCGUGACAGCCGCAACAAUGAUGUCUAGAUCUGUACGUGCUGAGACUCGUAGUCGUGCCAAGGAUGACUUCAAGAGGGUCAUGCAAGCCAUCGACAAAGUGAGAAAAUGGGAGAAGAAAUGGGUUACAAUUGGAGACACGACCAUGAAGAUCUACAAAUGGGUGCCAGUUCCAAGCUCCGACCAGUCCAGAUCAAAAGGAAAGUCACAAACUGUGUCGAACAACAAGGAAAACAUUGAGCAGCCGGUGAAGCAUGAAAUAAAGAAUGGUGAUUCACAGUCACUGGUUGGCAAAGACAAGUCCAACUCUAACAUUUCUGAAGGAAUGGAGGAAUCAUACACAGGGUUCUCGGAGUUCAGCCAGGACUCUCAGGGGGACAGCAACGUUCUGAGAGCGCCGCCGGAAGAGUCAAGCACGUGCAUCACGGAGAACAGCAGUGACACCCAGUUCCCAGACUCUCAGACAGACUUGGCUGCAAAGCGCGACGAGUCCAGCGAAGACAGCACAGAGGCACCCCUCAAGAAGCUCAAAGUGGGCAAUGAAGGAUCCAAGGGGCAAUAGUGCCAGCCACAAUCACACAUGCCAUCCUCUGCCUGCAUGGUUCCUGAUACCCGGUCAAGCUGUAUUUUUCUGCCAAGAUCUGUGAAUAGUGUGCUUUGAGUGUGCAAGACGUGAAUAUGCCUCGAUACCUACAGGCCAACAAAAAGACUAAAUUUGUUUUGUUUUUUCCCAUGGUUGUACUUUUUUUUAUACAAUUGCUACCUGUUUUAGGGCCAGUAGUAUGAGUGGAAAGUAAGCUUUGGACUUCUUCCAAAACAAAUGCUGAUUGGAGUGCAUGAGGUGCCAAUCAUUGUCAUAAAUGAAACCUGCCAAGCGUCCUGUCAGAAUUUCAAUUGUCCAUGGCAGUGUUUGUCAAUUUUAAGACAUGUUUUCAAGUGUGGAUUUUCAGACUGGGUUCUGAGGAACUCAAGUCUCCAACUUCCCUGAAGCACACCCAUUCCUAGUAAAAUGCUUUUUUUCUUCUACUCCAAACACAUUUUAAACAUAGCUGAACCGUGCAUUUAUGUGUGGCUAUGGACGCGACGCUCCCACCAAGUUCCUGAUUGUGUUUAAUAUUGAUAACGAAGUUUGAAAAACUUUUAAACUGCUUGAUUGCAAGUUUGUCAGGAGGAAGGACAGAGACAUAGUUCUUGGUUCUUACUCAAUGUGUGCCCAAGGCACGGUGGAAGAGAUGGGUGUCGGAACAAGACCAAAAAGGCUGUCGCAGUCGCACUCCAGCUUUGUGCAUCUCUCGGCAGGGGCACUGUCUAGUUGGGCGCAGGCACUCGCAGCCUCGAAAACAUGCGCACCAGGGUGUCUAGCGACCAGGAAAACCGGGAAAACCAGCAAUUGUUAGGGAAAUUUUAAUUACCAGGAAAAAUCGGGGAAUUGUCAGGGAUAUUGUCAAAAAAUGAGCCGGAUAUGCCAUCGAGUGCCCUGAGCAAAGGCUUGAGGACUUGGGGGCAAAAAAUAGACAAUAAAUUCUGCUUAGAGCGGAGCGCAAGCUCUGCUCACCCGAUGUGGAGCAUGCUACCCGAUGCAAAGAGAACAGCCGACAAAUCCAGUCCAACCCAUACUGUGCAUUGGAUUGUAUUGAAUUGAGGGUGCGACCUGAGGCUAGUUCCAGUUAGAGCCACUAGAUUUAGUAAUGGAAAAGCCGCAGACCCCAAUCCAAUCCAAGCCUUAAGUCAAAGGUAUCCGAAAGUGUGCAUCUGGUGGCCAUGCUGUUAUUCAGUUAUUGACGUGUGUGGCUGAGCGUCGCGUUUCAGAGUGUUUCCGGAAGUGGCUUCUACACUAACGAUGUCGGUGGCAAGAAAGUGCUCGUUUAAUCCGGACUGGAUGAACUCGAAUAUUUAGAAAUAUGCAAGUUUGAUUAAGCUCGUGCAAAAUGAUCCUCACAGUGCUCAAUGCUCAAUGUGCUACAAAACGUUUUCUUUGAGCCACAUGGGAAACACGGCAGUUUCUAGUCGUGCAUCGAGCAAAAAGCACCUUGCUGCUUUGAAGUCUCAGUCAAAAGAGCGCUGUGAGAAGGGCCGAGAUAGUUUGGUGGUUAAACUCGGUAGCGAUUCGUGGAUCCCUUCGUUCUACUGCAGCAUCAGCCCCACUCUCCCUUCUCAUGUUUCCCGCGUGUGAAGUUGCUGCAACACUUCAGUUAGGCAAGGACAAGGUAGGAUAUACCAAAAAAUGCCUUGUGUUCUAAUAGUCAUAUAUUUAACCGCCUCUAAAGUGGUCAGGGAAUUUCACCUGAAAUUGUGAGGGAAAACCUGGAAAGGUCAGGGAAUUUUCAAAAUAAGAAUUUGCUGGAUACCCUGCACGCAAAUGAGGGCGGUUCCUCGAGCCCCUGUCCUGCUGCACCACCCCGCAGCGUUUGUCAGAAAUGGGAGCAUACUUUCGGACACACUUGCUCGGUGUGAGGCAGCACCGUUCAGACACCUCUUUCUCAUCAUCUGUUCCGAGGACAAACCAUGCCAGCACACUACAAUUUUAGUGAGCUUUGAACGUAAAUGAUGGCAUAUGUAGAAGUAAAUGGCGAUGUUUUCAGUAGGUGUGUGUGAAUAGCAGUUCGAAUUGAAUAGUGCUGCGUCACUUAUAUAACCUUGGCAGUGAGUGCUAAGGGAAACCCCCGACGUACCCGCUGUCUUUGCGGUAUGGAAGCUACGGAUGACGCUGUAAUAUGCAAUUUGAAGCAGUAUUUGCACACCCAUAGUUUCCGGGUUUAAUAUCUUGCAAACUUCGCUGUAACUAAGUUUUGUGAUCAGGUCUAUGCUCGCCUAUUUAUUCUAUGCCAUGGGCAAAAUAUUUUGUGUGAUCACUCUUUUGCAUUUUGUUGAAUCCCCAUAUUUGGGAAAAUAGUAGCUAGUGGCCUCUAGUGAUAAUUGCUCAUUUUUAAUUGUCUGCAAAAGGUAUUGGGAAAAUCCAUGUUUUUGUAUUAGGGCCAAAGGUUGGUUGUAUAAGUCAAAUUGUUGGUUGUUUAGUUUAAUCUCAAUGCAACUGAUGGCAGCCUUAUGAUGGAUAAUGAGGAACAUUGAUCAUUGAAUAGAAAUCAUGCAUAUUUUAGAAAGUGGAACAAUUUUAAUUAUUUAUUACGUUACAAUGGGCAUUCUCUUUGGAUUUGAAGUUUAUAUCUUGUUUGUGUAUUUAAUAUCAAUGCAACAAUAGAUUAACCAGAAUAUUGCAUGGUUGCGCAUCACUUGUUUUGUGCAUGCUGAUGUGUUAGAAUGUGUCACCUGCACACCACAUUAACGAUAUAGCUCUCGGGUACUCCAAACCUAAUAGGUAAUGAUAGAAGACUGUGCCGAAUUAGUGUAAAUAGUAUGUGAACCAGAAUUAACUGUCUGAAUCUUGUCGACCACCCUUAGUGCACUUGUCAUUCAUCACUUAGUUUGACGAGCGAUGUUGCUGUAUUAUUUUUUCUAAGCUGUUCUCAGCACUUUUCAUAAUGUGGGUAUUAACCAUUGCUCCUUGUUUGUACAUACAAUUCAUCUUUAUGAACACCUUCGGCCCCUGACGAAGGGUUGGCCAUGCAUCGCGUGUGUGAAAAUAAGCGUGCUUUACACCAUUCGACACAGCAGAAUAAAGACAAUUUGCAUCCGGUA